Lithohypha guttulata is the source of this 3303-nucleotide messenger RNA. RefSeq lists its product as uncharacterized. The record is from RefSeq and is a predicted model, not a curated record. Bases 1 to 3303 code for a protein of 1100 amino acids. The transcript is spliced from 3 exons. NCBI's taxonomy places the organism in Eukaryota, Fungi, Ascomycota, Eurotiomycetes, Chaetothyriales, Trichomeriaceae. Gene Ontology annotation, molecular function: metal ion binding.
AUGGACCCUGCUACUGGGUCAUACAUGCAAUACAAUAAUGAUAACGAUGCUGAUUUGAGCUCGUUUUUCCAUGGUCUUGAACAAUAUGCUACUCCCGAUAUUUCUUCCUCGACCCAAUUCGAUCCUGCUCUAUUUGCCGAGGAUAGCUUGGCGCCUUUCUCGAACCAGCAAAACCAGCAGAACCAGACCUCGCAAGCAACAACAAAUCCGAAUUUCAACCAGGCUCAGAGACAAACGCAAUCACACAGUCCGGCUCUUCCACAGUUCAAACCGAGUCGGAGCAACACAUUAUCACCAGCUCAAUAUGGUCAGAAUGUCUAUAAUGCCCAAGCCAUGGGACAAUCUUUCGACCCUCAACUGCUCGCGAGACCGACGCCGUCCCCCGGACCAUUCGACCAAUACUCUUACGCACCGCAACAGAUGAACUAUGGUCAAUCCCAGUUCGACUACCGCUUCAACAGCUUUCAACCACAGCGGCAGGCAUCGGCACCCCAACAGGCGUUUCACCCCCAAGUUGGGCAACAUGCACAACACUUUAUGAAUGGAUCACGAUCUUCGUCGCAGGCACCGCCACAUAUGUCACAGGUCCAGGUGAGAACGAUGCCUGAGCCUGCCGUUGUCACGGCUAAUCAAAUGAAGGGCACAAAUGGAUUAUCCUACCCCUUUCAGCAGGCCAACCAUAACCAACCACAACAUCGCUUCAUCGAGCCAUCAUUACUAAACGCUGAUGGUCAGCUGCGUCAGAAUCAAGCUCAAGCUCCUCAAUCCAAGCAGAUGGAAUCGUCACCCUAUUUUGCCAUAGCGAACACGAAAAUCACCAACAACACCCUGGAUCCACGAGCACUUCAGAUGCAACAACACUAUGCCCAAAUGCAACAAACUCAGACCUCAAAGCCUGGUGGACCAUAUAUGUCGGCUAUGCAAAGUGGACAGGUGCAAAAUUUAUUUCCAGCACAGCUUCAAGUCGCGCAGAAUGCUGUUUCGAGACCUGUUCAGCAGCCGAGAAUGUUGAAGGAUAGCAAAUCGUCCGGAAGCAUAACAGGCUCUGACGAUGACUUGGAAAUCGAAGAUGAAGAGCCACAGCCGAAACCUGCGGUCAUCACAAUUGCUAGGCCGACUGACGAGCGAGGUCAACUGUUGUGGGACGUCGUUAAUGCUGUAUGGGCGCCUCACAACAAACCUGCACCUUCAGAGCAGAUUCGUACUGCUAUAACUUUUGUUGGAUCUGCUGUCCAGGGACUUCGUAACAAAUGGAAGCAGACAAACGAGCAGCUAAAACAAGCUGAGCUUCCAAAUUCGGCCACUCGGAACCAAGUCGAUAGACUAAAAGCGAUGGCUGAAAAUUACCGAGCCAUUAUGGAGACGUUGGCCUUUAGAAUUACACAGUUUGCGCACCCAUCAAUCUUGAAAAGAUUAGGAGAGAACUCGUUUCUCUUGUCGGCACUGUACAGCUUUCUGCUUGAUCGAGCCACUGCGGAAGAUCACAACAGCACUUUAGUAACCACUGUCUUGCGCUUAGGCACCAAGCUAACUACAGUGCACGAAGAGCAGCUUGAAAAAGUCAAGUGGACGAAAAUACUUGCAAGAUUCUCUAAGAAAUCAACAAACGAGUCGAAAGAUCUUGCUCUGAUUAUUCUCAACAACGCCAAAAAGGCUACUGCUAGGAAGAAGACUGAGGCAUCAGGUCAGGGUCCUGCGUCGCCGUCAGGCAGUUCCAGCGGCCAAGUCGCAGGCAUAAAGAGACCUAGAGAAGGCAGUGACGGUGCACAACAAGCAAAGAAAGCUGCAGUAAAGCCGGCAUCGAAACCACUUAGCGUUCAGCUAGCUGAACAGAAGAAGUUGAAAGAGAAAGUGGCAGUGGCCAAGGACGUCAGAGCAGCGAAGGCUCCAGUCAAUGGAUCGAGUAAUGCUUCUGCGCCUAUUCGCCCUAAGGUCGCAAGCACAGUACCGCAGAAGUCCAGUCCUUUUGCUUCCCUGAUGUCGGCCUCCAAGAGGCCCGGCACCACAAUCGCUGAACGUGCUGCUAAGGAAAAGGUCGACGUGCCUGCAGUAAAAGCUGCUGCUCCUACCGUCGGAAAGGAGCCUCUGGCCAGGCCCGAGCCUCCUAUUGCAAGGACGACUUCCGCACCGGUCGCAACUACUUCAGCAUCGUCCUUUCUUGGCCUGCUCGCCGACAUGGAAAAGCCCAAGGACUCACCCAAAGCGAAGGUGGAAGAUGUGUUUGACGAAACUCCAGAAGCACGCGUGAAGCGUUUGCGCAAGGAGUCAAGACGGAAACUACGUGUUUCGUGGAAACCGGAAGGUCAGCUUGUAGAAACCAAGAUUUUCGAACACGAUAUCGACGAAGAGACUGGGCACGAGGAUAGCAUGAUGCGAGACGUAGGUGAUACAGGAAAGGAGGGUGAAAUGCUCAAGCAUCGUCACAAGCUGGAGGAGAUGGACGAAGACUCAGAUGACGAGAUUGAUUAUUUCAUGCCUACGGAAGUUGACCUUUCUGAUAUGCAUACGGUAAUCAAGGAGAACUCAGCCGAUGGAGAGGAGCACAACUUUGUAAAAUGUGGCGGAAACGCCGAGCCGGAAAGUCCCGCCAGUGAAGCUCAAAGUAAGCAUGAGUCGGGCAAUAUGAUGACUGUGUACGCGGCAGGAGAGCAGCCCAAUACACCGAAGGAGCCACAAGAGGGUGAGGACGAUGACUUCAACCCAGUUCUUGACUUUGGAGAGCCUUCCGAUGGUCAAGUAGCGGUGCGUCAGCGUGAACAACAAGUGAUUGCCAGACGCAAUGCAUAUCAACCGCAAGUACAACCACAAUUCAGUGGUAUUGAUGUUGCCUCUGUUCUGUCAAAUCUAUAUCCGCAGUCCAAUCAACAGCAGACAUGGUCUCAGCAGCCACAAGGCCAAGCUCAGCAGCAAUAUCAGAAUUCAGGUCUACAAAGUCUGCUUGCACAGGUUGCGCAGUCACAGCAGCAACAGAACAUGUUUCAGGCUCCUGCUCCUGCUGUUCAACCGACUGUUACCACUGCUGCAUUUCCACCCAACAUCGCAGCUCUUCUGGGUCAAUUGCAACAGAACCCACAAAACAAUGCUUCUUUACCCGUUGGCAAUGGAGACAACCCCAAUCCUUUCCCGGGCACACAACAGAAAGAUAAGAAGAAGGACAAGGACAAGAAGAAAGGCAAGGCACCAAUCGGACCUGAUGGAUUGCCGCUGAACUACAAAACCAAGAUCUGCCAGUUCUGGUUAGAAGGCAAGUGCACCAAGGGCGAUGCUUGCACAUAUCGGCAUGACCAAACUGGAGGCGAGUAG